Messenger RNA from Bactrocera neohumeralis, 1190 nucleotides. RefSeq names its product protein archease-like (gene Archease). The record is from RefSeq and is a predicted model, not a curated record. Bases 133 to 603 code for a protein of 156 amino acids. Gene Ontology annotation, cellular component: tRNA-splicing ligase complex. Gene Ontology annotation, biological process: tRNA splicing, via endonucleolytic cleavage and ligation. Lineage: Eukaryota; Metazoa; Arthropoda; Insecta; Diptera; Tephritidae. The transcript has 3 exons.
CAAACAGCUGAUUUUAACCAAAAUAUAGAGCACGCCGGUGACUAAUGUGCAUUUGGCAAUAAAUAAAUAUAAAUUCAGAUAAAAAUAAUAUUAAUAAAAUUUAAAAUAAAUAUUAAGUGACACAGCAACAAAAUGGAAGUCGAAUUUAGUAAAGAAAACUUCUUGCUGCCUGAAAUCAAAUACGAAUAUUUAGAUCACACCGCCGAUGUGCAAUUGCACGCCUGGGGAAAUACAUUACAGGAAGCUUUCGAACAAUGUGGCAUGGCAAUGUUCGGCUACAUGACUGAGCUAGAUUAUGUAUCCGUGCAACAGUGUUUUCAAAUCGAAGCUAAAGGUGAUGAUGUAGAAGGUUUAUUAUUUCAUUUUUUGGACGAGUUACUCUUUCUCUUCUCCGUCGAGCCAUAUUUGAUUUGCAAAAAAUUAGAAAUCACCAAAUUCGAUUUGGAAACAUUUGAAAUAGAAUGUCGUUGCUAUGGUGAACCGUUUGAAAUUGGAAAACAUCCACAAGGUACCGAAGUCAAAGCCAUCACCUACUCUGCAAUGCAAGUGAUACAGGAACCCGAACGAAGUCACUAUGAAGUGUUUGUUAUAAUCGAUAUUUGAUGGCGUUAUAAAUUAAAAAAGAGUUCGGUUCAAUCCUCUCAUUUUUUUCUUGCGUAAAGCAUAUACAUAUGUAUAUAUUUAUCCAGAAAAUAUUCUUGUAAAGCAUGAAAUGCAACUAUUCUCCAUUAUGACGAAAUGUCGCAACAUACAUACAUUUACUUUUUUCAUAGUGAUAAGUCUGUGAAGUAUUGUAUUCAUCAUUUUCAAUACUUUUAAAUAGAAAUCGAAGCAGGUUUUUUACACAAAAUGCAAAUGUAAAUCGUGAAAAUUGUAUGAAAUUAGUGAACUUUUAAUAACCUUGAAAUUUUAUUUUAUUGUUUGAUAUACAUACAUAUGUACAUGGUGUAUGUACAUAGAUCAAUAUAAAUAAGUUUAAUAUAUUUUUGUAUAUAAUUUUGCUUUAAAAGUGUAAAUGUAAUUAAUGUAUAUGAAACCUGUAUAAAUUCUGCAGAACAUAAGAAAUAACGCUUAUAUCAACUCAUACAGGAAUACAAGUACAUAUGUAUGUAUGUAUGUGUCAACGACAAAAUAAACAUCUAUGUAAGCUCUUUGUUUGGCUUCGUUGCUUCUCAAUUUCACAACGGAAA